Orbicella faveolata is the source of this 1597-nucleotide messenger RNA. RefSeq names its product trace amine-associated receptor 9-like. Gene Ontology annotation, biological process: G protein-coupled receptor signaling pathway. The record is from RefSeq and is a predicted model, not a curated record. NCBI's taxonomy places the organism in Eukaryota, Metazoa, Cnidaria, Anthozoa, Scleractinia, Merulinidae. Gene Ontology annotation, molecular function: G protein-coupled receptor activity. Gene Ontology annotation, cellular component: membrane.
CUUUUCAACGCAAGAGUAUGCCGACAACUUAAUGAUGGACACGACACUACAAAAACAAUGAUCAGUUAUUAAGGUAUCCUGUUAAAGUUAUUCCAAAUGCCAACUUGAAAAUUUCGGAUAUCUUCAAUUUUCCCAAGAAUAAUCGAAAUGCAAUGCGAAUUCAUUAAAAGAAACAUAACUUAGAAUUUGCGUUUUGUCAUGUUUUACAGCACAUUGAAAUUAAGUUAUAAAAACCAGAAACUCUCAAUAUUUUAAAACUCAAACCAAACAGAACAACACUUUUCACAAAAAUAGCAUUCGUUCAUGUGUUCCGCAAGAUUUUAUCUUUGGUGUAUCGGCACAAGAACGUCGCGUGCUGUCUUAAAACGUCACUGAAAUAAGUUCAUAUCUAAACAGGAACAAAACAACCACUGUAAAACCACAAAUUAACGUAGUCAAAUUAAAAACAGCAGCUGUUGAACGGCUUUAUUAGUUUGGAAUAAUUCAUGUUGAUGCUGGUCGCCACGACUAAACUCUUCAACAGGAGUUAAGGACUAGGAAGACCCAGGAAAGACAACAGACCCAGAUAACUGUUGGGAAGUGUCAGAUUCUGGACGUUUAAAAGACGCCUGACAACAAAGCUAACGUACAGAAUAUUUCAACCUUGUCACAAGAUCGAAACAAAAUGGCGAACUUUACUUUUAAUGGAAACCAAACGACCAUUCAAGAAUACUCCUGCCCAAUAGACGCCAAUCGGAAAAUACUGAUUCUAACUUUAACUGUUCCUCUUUCCAUCACGGCGUUUCUUGGAAAUGUUCUCAUCCUCGUUGCUCUUCAAAAAGUGUCGUCUCUUCGUCCGCCAUCGAAAGUUUUGCUAGGUUGCCUUGCGGCCACCGAUCUCGGUGUGGGUCUUGUUACACAGCCUCUCCGUAUUGGCUAUAUCAUGUCUCCAGAACACUCCAAACGUUGUUACUAUGUUAAUAUACUUUAUAUCACCUUGGGCUUCAUUUUUGGCUCAGUGUCCGUGCUAACACUAACUGCAAUAAGUGUGGACAGACUUCUCGCCCUGAUGUUGGGGCUAACAUACAAACAGACAGUAACAUUAAAGAGAGUAUGGGUCUUCGCUGUUACCUCAUGGCUUUUUAGUGCAGCUCUUGCAGUGGUAAUAUUUUACAGCUUUCGUAUUGCUAUAAGCAUCAUCUGCCUAACACUGUUGUUUUGUAUUAUAACCUCAACCUCCUGCUACACCAAAAUCUUUCUCAGACUUCACCAUCACCAAACGCAAGUGCAAGACCAAGCUCACCAGGGACCACCGAGUGGAGAAGGAGUUACCCUGAAUAUAGCACGAUACAGAAAGACUGUGUCUACUGCACUGUGGUUACAGGUGACAUUAUUGGCUUGCUAUUUUCCAUUUGGUUUAGUGACAGGUGUUAUUGUCAACAUUGGAUCACGCACACCGUCUCUUAACCUCUUUUGGUCUUUUACGAUAUCAGUGUUUUUGCUGAACUCGUCUCUAAAUCCACUUCUAUACUGCUGGAAGAUGAGGGAGGUAAGACAAGCCGUGAAGAACACUGUUACACAAUUCUGCUGCUUAUCAAGUUAACGGUCUGGUGCGGCA